Peromyscus californicus insignis is the source of this 954-nucleotide messenger RNA. Its product is annotated as immunoglobulin kappa light chain-like. The coding region runs from base 1 to 735 and encodes 244 amino acids. Lineage: Eukaryota; Metazoa; Chordata; Mammalia; Rodentia; Cricetidae. Gene Ontology annotation, biological process: immune response; immunoglobulin production. The transcript has 4 exons. The record is from RefSeq and is a predicted model, not a curated record.
AUGGAGUCACAGACCCAAGUUCUCAUGUCCCUGCUGCUCUGGGUGUCUGGUAUCUGUGGGGACAUCUUGAUGUCCCAGUCUCCAUCCUCCCUGGCUGUGUCAGCAGGAGAGAAGGUCAGCAUCAACUGCAAGUCCAGCCAGAGUCUGUUUGGCAGCAAUAGCAAGAAGAACCACUUAGAGUGGUACCAGCAGAAACCAGGGCAGUCUCCUAAAUUGCUGAUCUACUUUGCAUCCACUCAGAACACUGGGGUUCCUGAUCGCUUCACAGGCAGUGGGUCUGGGACAGAUUUCACUCUCACCAUCAGCAGUGUCCAGGCUGAAGACCUGGCAGAUUACUACUGUCUGCAGGUUUAUAGUACUCCUCCCACAUGUGUAUACACGUUUGGAGCUGGGACCAAGCUGGAAAUCAAACGGGCUGAUGCUAAGCCAACUGUCUCCAUCUUCCCACCAUCCAAAGAGCAGUUACAGGAUGGAAGUGCCUCAGUCGUGUGCUUCCUGAACAACUUCUACCCCAACGACGCCAAAGUCAAGUGGGUAGUAGAUGGCAGUGAGCAACGAAAUGGAGUUGUGAGCAGUGUGACCGAUCAGGACAGCAAAGACAACACCUACAGCAUGAGCAGCACCCUCACGUUGACCAAAGCAGAGUAUGAGAGUCAUAACUUGUAUGCCUGUGAGGUCACCCAUAAGACGUCAUCUACAGCCAUCGUCAAGAGCUUCAAGAAGGAUGAGUGUUAGAGCCACAGGUCCUGAGUCACCACCACCUGCUCCCUGGGACCCUGCUCUCUGGGACCAUCCUCAGUCUUCCCUCCUAAGGUCUUGGAGCUUUCUCCAUAGAUGACCUACCACUGUUGCAGUCCUCCAAAUCCCCUCCCCACUCCAACCCCUCCCUCUCCUUGGCUUUUAUCCUGCUAAUAUUUGGGGAAGAUAUUGAAUAAAGUGAAUCUUGGCACUUGA